AAUUCCAAUCACACGCUACACACACUGACGACCGCCUCGCCCAAAUGCCAGUCAACGCUUCCACCUUCUAUCCCCCACAUUCUUUCUCUUUCUUCCUGUUCUAUCUCGCCAUUUAAACUGUAACCACCCUCCCUUCGAGAACGAGCACGAUAGGAGGGAAAGAAAGAGGUUGCGCCUGCGGCUCAUCACGGCGGUUUAGAAAGGAAACCGGCGCACUGAACUCCUCACCAAAUCAUAUAGAAUCUUGCCUUUUUCCAGCGAUUAGAUUAAUAGGAACCCAGCAGGGCUUGCACCAGCAAGUCACGAAGCCCCUCGCCCCAUUUAUUUAUUGAUAGGGACGAGGAGAGGGUACCGGGGCUUCCGAUCUGAUGCUAUAUGCCAAGAAUGAAACAUCUCCUUCGCAAGUUGCAUAUCGGCGGUGGCGGUGGACUCGAACAUCAGCAUCCCCAUCAACACCGAUUGGAUGAACCGAGAAUGGAGACGCCGCCUCCACCGACGAUGGUUCAGCCGGCAUCAUCUCCUUCAUUAUCUAUGAGCUCCACUUUGGUCUCGCCAUCGGUUGAUGGGGCGGAGAGUAGAUCGAGCGGAUCGCGAAGCGAGGCGGCGUCCACGCCUGUGGGGGCUGGGGGAAGUGAUUUUAGUCUCUUGGAGGAGGAGUACCAGGUGCAACUAGCCUUGGCGAUAAGCGCGUCAGGUCCUCACGGAACCGAUGAUAUAGACUCUGUGCAAAUCAAGGCCGCUAAGCAGAUGAGCCUGGACACUGCUGCAGCAACUGCCGGGGGCGGGGGGUGCACCGAGAGCAACAUGGAAUUGCUGUCGCUUCGAUAUUGGAGUUAUAAUGUUGUGAACUAUGAUGAGAAGCUAACGGAUGGGUUUUAUGAUGUAUAUGGUAUUAUCUCUGACCAUGAUAGAAAGAUGCCAUCUUUGGUGGAUCUUCAAGCAACAUCUGUUUCAGAGAUACUGGAAUAUGAAGUGGUUUUAUUGGACCGAACUGUGGAUUGUGCAUUACAACACUUGGAAAAGAGAGCAUUACUUAUAGCUUCUGAAUGCAGAGCAAUUGAAAAUGGACCUAUAGCCAGUUGUUUAGUCCAAAAGAUUGCUCAUCUUGUUGCUGAAUAUAUGGGUGGCCGUGUUGAAGAUGCUGAGGAUAUGCUUAGAAGGUGGAAAAUUAGGAGUAAUGAAUUGCGUACUUCUCUGAAUACUAUCGUACUUCCUCUUGGUUUGCUUGGUGUUGGAUUGUCACGUCAUAGGGCCUUGCUUUUUAAGGUACUAGCUGAUCGGAUUGAUCUUCCCUGUAAGUUAGUGAAGGGGAGUCAUUAUACUGGCACAGAUGAGGGUGCCAUAAACUUGAUUAAAGUUGAUUACGAAAGUGAAUAUAUCAUCGAUCUUAUGGGUGCUCCUGGCACAUUAAUUCCUGCUGAGGUCCCUAGCAGUCAUCUGCAUAAUUCUGGAACUAUCCUGCAUUGCACUGAUACAAUUGAACAGUCUGUUAAAGAUCUUUGCUUGGCCCUUGAUAAGGUUAGCUGUCAAUUUGAGAAGAAAAGUGAUGUAUCAGAGGAAAAUACUUCCGAUAAUAACUCCAUUUUAGGAACUGUGGGCUUACCAUCACAAGAAAAAUCAGAACACCUAUGUGAAGGUGAUUAUAUAAGAGUUGAAAGAAAAAGUCUAAUUGAAGGAUGUGGACAAGAAAAUGAGACAGUUACUCAAACCACAAGUGGAGUGCAGCGAGUUAUAUCACCUGUUGAGCAGAUGAAAGUUAAUGAUGUCUCAAAGUACGUUGUUACUGCUGCGAAAAAUCCAGAAUUUGCUCGAAAACUUCAUGCUGUUCUGUUGGAGAGUGGUGCUUCACCACCCUUGGAUUUGUUUUCAAAUCUAAAUACUGUGCAUGGUCUGGUAGACCAAGGGAUCCCUACAAACAGCAUAAGUGUGGAAGGAAGUCUAGGUAGGGAAGAGGGCAAGGAAGAGCAGUCUCCAUCUUCGUCCGCAAACCCUGUUGUCGGUAGAAAUCCUUCACCUUUUUUGAAGACAAAUCAGGGUUCUAUUUUAGACAGUUCCCAAUUUAAGGGAUAUCUUGUUGCAGAUGAGGCUAAUAGAAGCCACCUGGUAUCUGUAAGUAAUGCUAAGAAAUCUGCUCAAUAUUCUGAGGCAAAAGAGGAAGGAAGCAAUAAUGAUCUUCACCUGUCGAGUGGUUCUGAGAAAGAAAGUUUCAAACCGUUAUUGGAUGGUGUUGCUGAAUGGGAGAUUCCAUGGGAAGAUCUUCAGAUAGGUGAGCGAAUUGGUCUAGGUUCUUAUGGGGAGGUAUAUCGUGCUGAUUGGAAUGGCACUGAUGUUGCUGUGAAGAAAUUCUUGGACCAGGAUCUAUCAGGAGAUGCAUUGGAGCUGUUCAGAUUCGAAGUCAGAAUCAUGUUAAGGCUACGACAUCCAAAUGUGGUUCUUUUUAUGGGUGCUGUCACACGUCCACCAAACCUCUCUAUUUUGACGGAGUUUCUCCCAAGGGGAAGUUUAUAUAGAUUACUUCAUCGUCACAAUGUGAAACUUGAAGAAAAGCGGCGGAUGAAGAUGGCAUUGGAUGUGGCAAAAGGAAUGAAUUACUUGCAUACAAGCCAUCCCACUAUUGUACACCGUGAUUUGAAGUCCCCAAACCUUCUUGUAGAUAGAAAUUGGGUUGUUAAGGUUUGUGAUUUUGGCUUGUCUAGAUUGAAGCACCACACGUUCUUGUCUUCGAAAUCAACUGCUGGAACUCCAGAGUGGAUGGCACCAGAGGUCUUGCGAAAUGAACCUUCCAAUGAAAAGUGUGAUGUCUAUAGUUUUGGUGUAAUUUUGUGGGAAUUGGCUACCAUGUGCAUGCCGUGGAGUGGAAUGAACCCGAUGCAAGUUGUUGGAGCAGUGGGUUAUCAAAAUAAACGUCUUGACAUACCCCAAGAGGUUGAUCCUUUGGUCUCAAAAAUAAUUACCGACUGUUGGGAAAGUGAUCCCAAUCUGCGCCCCUCAUUUGCACAGCUGUUGCCACACCUUAAGCAAUUACAGAAGCUCAUUGUCCCUAUGAGUUGAAGCACCACCUGUUAUAGUUAGCAAUUUGAUCCUUCCAGUAAAGCGCACUGGGAGUUGGGAUGAACUGCUUUGUUGCGGGUUUUUAUUUAUUUGAACAUCAGAUUCUGACGUUCGCAAACUGAAGUGGUUUUUGGCUGUUUAAUCUCUCUCUGAAGCUGUGGAAGAGCAACGGAGGAAGCGACAUUGAUGGGAGAGUGCUGAAGAGCACCACAUUGGCAUAUAUGUGUAUGAUCCUUAUUGUUUUGUCUCAGAUUCCAAAAAAGUUUGGAAUGGUGACAAGUCUGAAUUCUAUACAACAGAUGGACUUGUGAUUAUUGUUGGAUUCAAAGAAAUGUUAAAAAAAAAAACGGAAAGAUGAGUGUGGGCAAUGCAUAAGUCGCAUUAGCCUCUUAUAAUCAUGUUUGUUUCAAUAAUGUAUAUUGUUGCUGCUUCUGUUGUUGCCACUCAAAUUCAGUAUACUGUGCUUGGAAAUGAUUUUAUAUCAUUAGCAGGUUAAUUAAGAUUUUGUUUGGG
Dendrobium catenatum is the source of this 3564-nucleotide messenger RNA. Its product is annotated as probable serine/threonine-protein kinase SIS8. The transcript has 16 exons. The record is from RefSeq and is a predicted model, not a curated record. Lineage: Eukaryota; Viridiplantae; Streptophyta; Magnoliopsida; Asparagales; Orchidaceae. Gene Ontology annotation, molecular function: protein kinase activity; ATP binding. The coding region runs from base 376 to 3051 and encodes 891 amino acids. Gene Ontology annotation, biological process: protein phosphorylation.